AUGGUGAGAAAGUUGCAGCAGAAAGACGUGAAGAAAAGGGUUAAGAAGUCCACAAAGCGCAUGCCGUUCCAGCCGAGCCCUCGCACCAUCCAGCCUCGAUCGAUGAAAGAUCGGCAGCAGAUGUGGUGCUUGGCUGGCCUGCGGCACUUGAGGGCCCCGAUUGUUUUGGCGACCCUGGUGAAUCUUGUCUUCAGCAUCCCGCACUUGGAUUGGGACAGUCCUUGUCAACAUCUUGAGACGUUUGCUGGAGAUUGUCAGGAGGGAAGAAAGGCCAUCCCGAUUGAUGUGAGAUACAACGCGGAGACCAUGAACAUGUUGACAGAGACCGGGUUUGGCCGGGCCUUGAGCAAAGUACGUUCCAAACACCAGAAGAGGAACUACCGCCUCGCUGUGCAAUUUUUGCGUGCAGCGAAGAAAUCGACCAAUGAGUUUGAUACCCGACCACGCAUCAACAAGAUGUGGUCCAAACAUUGUCAGCUUCAAACGUCCCCCAGCUCUUCUGCGUCUUGUGGACUUCGUGUCAACUUUGCUAAGAAGCCAGUUGAGGUAAAGAAAGACCAGCUGAAGUCAAAGUCUAAGGGCAGUAAGAGUGCGAAGGAGCAGAAAGGACCAGCUAAAGACACAGGAAAGCACGAGAAGGAGAAGCAGAAGGAAAAGAUGGAGAAACAGAAGGAAAAGAAUGAGUCAAAGGAGAAGCAUGAGUCAAAGGAGAAGAAGGCGUCAAAGGAGAAAAAGGAGUCAAAGGAGAAGAAGGAGAAGGAGUCGAAAGAGAAGAAGGAGAAGGAGUUGAAAGAAAAGAAGGAGAAGGAGUUGAAAGAAAAGAAGGAGAAGGAGUCGAAAGAGAAGAAGGAGAAGGAGUCAAAAGAGAAGAAGGAGAAGGAGUUGAAAGAAAAGAAGGAGAAGGAGUUGAAAGAGAAGAAGGAGAAGGAGUUGAAAGAAAAGAAGGAGAAGGAGUCGAAAGAGAAGAAGGAGAAGGAGUUGAUGCAGAAGAAAGAGAAGGAGAAGCAGAAGAAGGAGGCAGAGUCCAAGGACAGGCAGAAAGAUGGCAAGGAGAAGGGACAGAAGGUUCUGCCGGCCAAUGCGAAGAAGACUGAGACUCAAGAGGCGAAAGAAAAUAAGAAGGGCACACGAAAGGAAAGCAGGCAAAACGAGGAGCAGAAGGAGAAGGACGCGAAGAAGGAACGAAUGCCUGAGGAGAAGAAGGUACGACAUAGAAAGGAUGAUGACAAAGAAGAUGGGUCAAACAAGAAAGAGAAAAAGAGCAAAGAGGACAAGAUCAAGUAUGUGCCAUGUGUCAAGCGACAGAUUGAACCAAUCUUUGAGACCCCAGAUGCCAAAAGACAAAAAGCUGAAGAACGCCUUCAGGAACUGGUUGAGACCUUUGGUGGCAUGGACACGCCUGAUGAUUCGUUCCUUGAUGAUGAUGGUGAGACCACUACGUCGUCUUGCAGAAAGAUCUUGGCAGGAGACUUACAAGGUUGCGUGUCACAGGCCGACACAGAGGAUGAGGAGGAAGAAGCAGAAGAAGAGAACACAGAUGAGGAGGAGUCUGACGAAGAAGAAGAGACAGGAGAAGAGGAAGAGACGAAGGAAGACGCAGUUCCUCAAGAAAAUGAGCAGGGAUCCGAGGACGAGGAGGAAGAGGAUGUUGCUGGAGACAACGGAGACAACAGCAGCAGUGAUGACACCAGCAGCGAUGAUGGCGGUAAGGCAUGUGACAUCGACCCCAGCAGCGAUGAUGAAAGCGAGGAACAAAAGGAGGAGGACACAAGCAAUGAGCAGAGCGAGACAGCAGUGCCAAGUGAGCACCAGCUAGUUGCAGUGACAGAAGAGACAAAGGAGACUGCCCUUGCCCUUCGCAACAGCAGCACGAACAAGAGGGAGUGGGACGCGUUUGUGCGUUCUGCACAGAACAAGAAGAAAUUUCCUUGUCAACUUGCAGAGUAUUACAGUAGCUCAAAGGUCGAGUUAUUUAACCUUUGGCUUGACCACAAAGGCGACUGGGAAGAAACCAAGUUGGCAGUGGAGAGAAAAAUGGAGGCAAAGCACACCAGCAAGCAGGGCUGGAAAGCGGUGCAGGGCAAAGACUUGCGGGGCAAAUAUGAUGAGACCAAAUUCAACAAGCUGAUCCAAUCCCGACGGGAUGCAGGCCUGUACUAUGAAGACCCGGAUUUUCCGGGGGAUGUCGAUGAAGCCUGCCUGGCAACCACGCAGGAGUGUUGGUACUUCAUGCGUCAAGGACAUGAGUUCAAGCGGGAGGAUAUCACCAAGGAGAGCAUGGCAUUGAAGGCUUCAUCUAAUGUUGAUUCAGACCUACGAAGUGCCUUGAUCGACGAAGAAUCCGGCAUCUUGAGACCAGGCCUCCUGCCACAAGUCCACACUGCGACAAGUGCUGGAGCGAAGAAUCUCCUGGGUUCCAUUUGCCAGGUGCAAGCUGCACCGAAGAAAGCACCAAAGAAAAAGGAGGAGCAAAUGGAAAAGGUUGGACCCAAAACAGUGAGAGAGCUUGCUGUGGAGAAAAUGCCAGACAUGCUCAAAGAUGCUGGGCAGUCCAUCAAGUUGGACGGCGUGGCAUACGCUGGUGAUCUUGCGAAAGAGCUCCUGAGCUUGGCUGAGGAGCUUGAAGGGCUGUACCAAUCCAUGCAAAAAGCUUUGAAGGGAAAGGAUGAAGCGAUCAUCUCCAAUCUUCUUGAGAAGGUGAAAGCAAAAGAGGAUGCUAAUGAAAAAGCCAAGGCUGGGCUGGGACGACUCCCUGCAGGGUUCAUCUCCAUUUCUUGA
Cladocopium goreaui is the source of this 2778-nucleotide messenger RNA. The record is from the annotation of a GenBank genome assembly. Lineage: Eukaryota; Dinophyceae; Suessiales; Symbiodiniaceae.